UUUGGUGUCAUUAAUUUGUUGUUUCUAAAUUUUCAAAAAUCCGAAAAAUCAAUCAACCAAAUUUUGUUCUGAAUUUAUAUCGAAAAUUUUUUUUCAGAAAUUGAUAUUGACAUUUUCAAUUGAGAAUAAUGUCAUCAGCUAAUCGCUGUAAUUUGACUUUUGCCAUUUUUAUUUCGGCAUUCAUUAUUUUGGCUUCUUUUCAACUAGCCAAAUGUGAAGAUAUUCUUGAUGAUGAAUUGAAUUUGGAUUCGGCAGCCACUGUUGAUCAGGAUUUUGGUGCACAUCAUGAUGGUUCGAAAACCGAUGAUGAAGUAGUGAAACGUGAAGAAGAGGCAAUCAAAUUGGAUGGUCUAAGUGUUGCACAAAUGAAAGAACUACGUGAAAAAGCGGAAAAAUUUCAAUUUCAAGCCGAAGUUAAUCGUAUGAUGAAAUUGAUCAUCAAUUCAUUGUAUAGAAAUAAGGAAAUAUUCCUUCGUGAAUUGAUUUCAAAUGCAUCGGAUGCAUUGGAUAAAAUCCGAUUAUUAUCACUUACGGAUAAAGAAGUAUUGGCUGCUACUGAUGAAUUAUCUAUUCGUAUUAAAGCAGAUAAAGAUAAUAAAUUAUUACAUAUAACUGAUACUGGUAUUGGUAUGACUAAAGAUGAAAUGAUUACUAAUCUUGGUACUAUUGCUAAAUCUGGUACGGCUGAUUUUUUGAAAAAAUUAUCCGAAACUAAAGAUGUACGUGAAAUGAAUGAUUUAAUCGGUCAAUUUGGUGUUGGUUUUUAUUCGGCAUUUUUGAUUGCCGAUAAAGUUAUUGUAACAUCCAAAUCGAAUGAUGACCCAGUGCAACAUAUUUGGGAAUCAGAUGGUUCUUCGUUUACUAUCGUUGAAGAUCCACGUGGUCCUACAUUAAAACGUGGUACAUGUGUUACAUUGGUAUUGAAAGAAGAAGCUAAAGAUUAUCUUGAACAAGAUACUCUACGAAAUUUGAUUCGAAAAUAUAGUCAAUUUAUUAAUUUUAAAAUCUAUCUUUGGGCAAGUCGUAUUGAAACUACGGAAGAACCGAUUGAAGAAUCAACAACAACUGAAGAAGAAUCAAAACCAAAAACCGGUGAUGAUGAUGAAGAUGCAAAAGUAGAAGAUGUUAAAGAUGAUUCGGAAAAGAAACCAAAAACGAAAAAAAUUGAAAAAACCAUUUGGGAAUGGGAAUUGAUUAAUACAUCGAAACCGAUUUGGACACGUAAUCCGGCCGAUAUAACUGAUGAAGAAUAUAAUGAAUUUUAUAAAUCAUUAACACGUGAUACACAAGAUCCAUUGGCUAAAACACAUUUUAUUGCCGAAGGUGAAGUUACAUUCCGUUCGUUGUUAUAUGUACCGAAAGUUAAUCCAUCUGAUUCAUUAAAUCGUUAUGGUACACGUACGGAUAAUAUAAAAUUAUAUGUACGUCGUGUAUUCAUUACCGAUGAUUUUACCGAUAUGAUGCCAAAUUAUUUGAAUUUUAUUCGUGGUCUAGUCGAUAGUGAUGAUUUACCAUUGAAUGUAUCACGUGAAACAUUACAACAACAUAAAUUAUUGAAAGUUAUUCGAAAAAAAUUAGUACGAAAAGUAUUGGAUAUGUUGAAAAAAAUAUCCGAAGCUGAUUAUGAAGUAUUUUGGCGUGAAUAUAGUACCAAUAUAAAAUUGGGUAUUAUUGAAGAUAGUGCUAAUCGUGCACGUUUAGCAAAAUUAUUACGUUUCCUUUCAUCAAAUUCAAUGGAUAAAAUGAUACCAUUAUCAGAUUAUGUUAAACGUAUGAAAGAAAAACAAGAACAUAUUUAUUAUAUUGCCGGUACAUCAUUGGAUGAAGUAUCACGAUCACCAUUUGUUGAACGUUUAUUGAAAAAAGGUUUUGAAGUUCUGUAUUUAACCGAUGCUGUUGAUGAAUAUGCUAUAUCAGCAUUACCCGAAUAUGAAGGUAAAAAAUUUCAAAAUGUAGCUAAAGAUGGUUUAGAUCUUUCAUCACAAUCUGAACGUACAAAAGAAAAACAAGAACAAUUAGAUAAAGAAUUUGAACCAUUAAAAAAAUGGUUUCAAGAUUUAUUAACGGAAAAAGUAUCAAAAGUUGUUGUAUCACAACGUUUACAUGAAUCACCAUGUGCAUUAGUUGCAUCACAAUUUGGUUGGACUGGUAAUAUGGAACGUUUAGCAUUAUCGAAUGCACAUUCCAAAUCACAAGAUACAAUGCGUGAUUAUUAUUUAUCGCAAAAGAAAACAAUGGAACUGAAUCCACGUCAUCCAUUGAUACGUGAAUUAUUACGUCGUGUUGAAGAAGAUAAAGAAGAUCUGGUUGCUAAAAAUAUGGCCAUGUUGAUUUAUGAAACAGCUACAUUAAGAUCUGGUUAUCAAUUAGGUGAUACAACAUCAUUUGCACAACGUGUCGAAACAUUAUUACGUAAAACAUUGGGUGUCGAUGAAAAUGCUCAAGUCGAAGAUGACGAUGAUGAUGAUGAUGGUGGUUUUAAUGAUGAUAAUUCAGCUGAUAAACAACAAGAUGAUUCGGAUAACAAUACCAAAGAUGAAGAUUCGUUGAAUGAUGACCACGAUGAAUUGUAAAAAAAACUCUCAAACCCACCAAACACACACAUAACUGCAAUCUCUCUUCCUUUCCGGCUGAACAUUUCAUUUUUUUCCAAUUAUUUUUAAUAUAUUAAAAAUAUGUAAUUUCAAAUUAA
This is a messenger RNA of Dermatophagoides pteronyssinus (European house dust mite), 2692 nucleotides long. It is a transcript of the gene Gp93, whose product is annotated as heat shock protein 90 Gp93. The record is from RefSeq and is a predicted model, not a curated record. Lineage: Eukaryota; Metazoa; Arthropoda; Arachnida; Sarcoptiformes; Pyroglyphidae. Gene Ontology annotation, molecular function: ATP binding; ATP hydrolysis activity; ATP-dependent protein folding chaperone. Gene Ontology annotation, biological process: protein folding.